AUGGCAGAUCUUUUUGCAAUGCCAGCUACGCCAGAGACCCAUGCCGGCGAAGUAACCUCAUGGAUUCCGCUCAUAAGUACCUUCACGCCAUUGUCUGGCUGCGAAUCCGUCUUCAGACUCAACGGACCUAAUCUGAUAGCGUUCGAUCCAGGCUACGGUCUCGACAUCGAUGAGAACGUUGACUGCGUACCUUCCGCGGUGACAACGUGGUGGGAGCAGGCACGACUGGGUGUCGGCGGCGAGAAGCAUACAGCACUGAGCAUUCAGCCUCUAAUAUGCCCGGAUCUGUGGACGACUGUCCUGGCCUACGUGACGGAUACCUCUACAAUCCAGAUUAUGUGCUGUCCCUCCUACUCCAACCCGUUCCACAAAAGCGGCCCCGUCAACGGUGAUUGCGUCUCCAGCGUCUCCAAAAGGAUGGUCUUGACGUACACAUCUACACCUUACGGCUCUUCCAACGACUGGACCAUUGAAACAACGACGGCAGCUUGA
This is a messenger RNA of Alternaria rosae, 492 nucleotides long. RefSeq lists its product as uncharacterized. The transcript is spliced from 2 exons. The record is from RefSeq and is a predicted model, not a curated record. Lineage: Eukaryota; Fungi; Ascomycota; Dothideomycetes; Pleosporales; Pleosporaceae. Bases 1 to 492 code for a protein of 163 amino acids.